AUGGGUAACACAUCCUCCAUGCUCACUCAGUACGACAUUGAAGAAGUCCAGCAACACUGCAAUCACGCAUUUACGCAGCAAGAGAUCGUUUCUCUAUACGAGCGUUUUUGUCAACUCGAUCGCAACAAUUGCGGUUUCAUUCCUUCCGAUGAAUUUCUCUCCAUUCCCGAAUUCGCCGUCAAUCCUCUCUCUCAGAGUUUGUUGAGAAUGCUGGAUGGAUUCAACUUCAAGGAGUUUAUAGCUUUUUUGUCUGCGUUCAGUCCACGCGCCACUCUCCAAAACAAAAUUGAAUUUAUUUUCAAGGUUUAUGAUACUGAUUGCAAUGGAAAAGUUAGCUUUGAUGAUAUAUUGACAGUUUUGAGGGAUUUGACUGGACAAUAUAUGUCUGAAGAUCAGAGAAAGGAAGUUCUGGCACAGGUCCUUGAGGAAGCUGGCUAUGCAAAGGAUUCAUUUUUAGUCUUGUCUGACUUCAUGAAGAUUCUUGGCAAUUCGGAUUUGAAGAUGGAAGCUGAGGUUCCCGUGGAUUAG
This is a messenger RNA of Lathyrus sativus (Indian pea), 528 nucleotides long. Lineage: Eukaryota; Viridiplantae; Streptophyta; Magnoliopsida; Fabales; Fabaceae. The record is from the annotation of a GenBank genome assembly.